Daldinia childiae is the source of this 540-nucleotide messenger RNA. RefSeq lists its product as uncharacterized. The transcript has a single exon. The coding region runs from base 1 to 540 and encodes 179 amino acids. The record is from RefSeq and is a predicted model, not a curated record. NCBI's taxonomy places the organism in Eukaryota, Fungi, Ascomycota, Sordariomycetes, Xylariales, Hypoxylaceae.
AUGUCUACGACAGCUGAAUCUAAUGCCAGCGACAACAUCAGCUCGAACGCCAACAACAAUGGUAUACCCAGCCCCCACACCAAUAUCAACGGCUCUACUGAGGCCCAAGACAACACCGACACUACCAACAUAGACCCCGAACCUAGUAACCCAGAACUAGAGAAUGCCAACCCCCCUAAAAGCAAUACAUCCGAGAUUCUCCCACCCAACAACCUCCAACCUCCAACCGUCUCUCCAGACAUCGCGCCCGCAACUCCUCAACCUCAGAACUCGGAGCUGGACAAACCCCUUCCGCUAACCUACUGGUUACUUACCGGCGGCACCGGCGCACCGCCCUCGACGGGUAGUUUCCUGCGCAUGACAAGCGAACGCAACGCCGUAACCCGAGAGGCAGAAGCGCGAGUAAUUGCUCGACAGAAGGCCCUUGAGGAGCGUAGGGCAUAUCUCGCUCGCUGGGACGAGGAAUGGGGCCCCGUGGGUGUUAAAGGACUACUGGCUAGAGUAUUUAGGGGUAAGAAGCGGAAAACCCAAACAGGUUAG